AACAGGACCUAUUAUCAGAUUUUCGGAACAAUUACUACUUAAUCCAAAAUCGGAGCAUUAUCAGUUCGUGGCAAAGAUGUUUUGCCAUUAUUCUCUACAUCUGUGUUUAUGAACAAUAUUUUUUUUAUCUUACUUUUUUGUUAUCAUGUUAACUUCGAGUAAUUCUUUUUAUGUGUAUCACCUUCAAUUAAAAGAGAAACGUUUUUAUUUAUAAACAAUUUAUUAACUAUAAAAUUAAAGUAUAUCUUAGCCUUUUUAAUAUAAGUCAUUGAUUAUUACUUCGUUAUUGUUCAAUUGAAUGUAUAUCAAAAAAUAUGGCGAAUCUUAAGGAACAGAUUGUUUUACCAGAAGAAGAAUACCUUGAAAAUAUUGGAAAAAUUAUUGAAAGAGAUUUUUUCCCUGAUUUGGAGAAGUGGAAGACUCAAAAAGACUACUUAGAUGCUAUUGAAACUAAUGAUACUAAAAAACUAAGGGAAAUAUAUGAAAAGUAUAGUAUAAGUCAACGAUUAAAUUCUGAACUACCAGAUACUAGUCCAGAUACAUUUGAAACUCCUCAGCCUGCUAAAAUAUCAUUCACUCAUGUUGGUUCAACCUCUAAUACUGAAGUAAAAAUUAAUGAUUACAAUAAUGAAAAAAAUGAGAACUUAAGCUUAGAUAAGUUUUUGAGUAAUACAACAAGUGAAGACAACCAAAGUUUCAACGAAAUUAUUAAGGAAUCAGAAAUUCAAUUUCAAAAGAAGAAUGCUUGGUUAUUUGAAGGCGAGAAAAAAGCGUUAGAUAUGGUUGAUAAUUUACAAGUACCAUCAAUUGAAGAUCAAGCUGUAGAAAAAGAAAGACCAUUUAAUUUAGAUUCAUGGACAUUUAAAAAUAAAAAUUAUAUAAUGUAUGUACCUGAUGGAGUUCAAUUAACAAAAGAUGAACUUAUAAGUAUGGCAUCAAAACGUCAAAAAAUUGAUCAUUCUAACACAAGACUUCGUCUGAAUCCAUUUAAUGAACAACAUUACAAACAACAAUUAUGUAGUUUGGCUCAUAUGCAAACUAGACAGUUAGAUGGAAAAAUAGGAGUAGAUGGAAAGGAACUAACUUCAAUUACUCCAAAAGUGAAUGGAUAUGGUUUUGUCAAAACUCCCUCUCCUGCUCCUGGUGUAAACCAAACUCCUUUAAUGACCUGGGGAGAAAUCGAGGGUACACCUUUUCGUUUAGAUGGAAGUGAUACACCUUUAACUCCUAAUAAUUCUGGUCCGACUUUUAAAAUACCUGAACAACCUAAACGAGAACGGUUAGCUCAUGCUCUUGCUGAAAAAGCUAGUGAAGGCCAUAGAAAUAAAAAAAUUAAAGCCCUAGAAACAGCAAGAAAACAAUUAUCCACACCUUCACCAUCACAUUUAAUGACUAGUCCUUUAGAUAGACUAAAUAAUAUGUCACCUGCUGCUCAACGUUUAGUUUUCAACCGUUAUAGUAAUGAUAGAAGGAAAGAUAAUGCACUGAGAGCAUCUUACAGUCCAUCACCACAAUCUACUCCUACUCGUUCACCAGCAAUAUCUGCAUUGAAAAGUGAUCUGAAAAAAUCUACUCCAACACGUCAAAAAAAUUUGUAUGAAAUACCUAAAAACUUAACUGACAACUUAUUAAAUAUAAACGUUACUAAACGCUCUAGAGCUGUUGACUUUUUUUAAGUAAAUAUGUAAAUUAAUUUUUAUUUAAUAAAAUAAUAUUAUCCAUUUAUAAAUAAAUAUUAUAUGUUUUUCUAUAUAAUCUGUAUAAUAUUAUGUAUAAUUAUGUAAAACUAAAAACUACAAAAUAUACUGUUUAAUUUUA
This is a messenger RNA of Daktulosphaira vitifoliae (grape phylloxera), 1818 nucleotides long. RefSeq names its product splicing factor ESS-2 homolog (gene Es2). NCBI's taxonomy places the organism in Eukaryota, Metazoa, Arthropoda, Insecta, Hemiptera, Phylloxeridae. Bases 315 to 1676 code for a protein of 453 amino acids. Gene Ontology annotation, cellular component: catalytic step 2 spliceosome. The record is from RefSeq and is a predicted model, not a curated record. The transcript is spliced from 6 exons.